AAAGUGGAAACAAUGGACCUGGUUUGGGAGUUCACUGAACGGGAUUAUAGAAAAAGUCUGAAGAAAAAGGAAACACUGCAACUGUUUGUUGAUUUUGAAAAACUAAUACCUAAGAUGGAAACACCGGAACUGGAGAGGGAGUGUUACAAUUUAUAUUCUCAACUUCUGAAGAAAAAAACAACAACUGAACAGAAGAAGAAGUUGCGGAGAUUACGUUCUCUAUUUGUGGAGAAAAGGAUAGAACUGGAACAGGAUUCUCAGUUGACUGAACGGAUGUACACACAACUUCAUAUGGAAACAAAGGACCUGAACAGGAGGUUAACUGAAUUGAUUGAUCAACUUCAUGACAAAAUGUUAACACCGAAACAGAAGUGGAAGUUAAAUGGAUUUAUUCAUCGACUUCUGAAGGAUACAGAGGAUCUUGAGAUGGCGUUUGUUGGUGGAGCUGCAGGAGAAGGGACAUCUGGUCCCUCAUCCACACCUCUCCUCUCUCCGGAGCUUCCUGCAGGUCUAGAGACAUCCAUCCCUCCAGCUCCCUCCAGUGAAACACAGCCUGCAGAAACUACACCACUAAUGUCCAGUGAAUCUCCUGCACCAACCGGGGACCAACAAGAACACACUUCAAGAACAAGUACCCCUGAUGUAACUAUGGAUGGUCAUGAUGAUGACCAGAGUCUGGAUGCCCUCGCCUACCGGUCUGGUACUGGACAGCUAGACAUUGAGAUGGGUCCAGUCCAAACACUGCCCAAAGAUCGUAACAGGAUUCUUUAAUAUCGCUGUUAGACCCAUGUUUCCUAUCGACCGUGAUUCACUAUUGAAGGGGAAUGACAUUACAGGAGACAAAGAAACGCAGUUCGAGAAAUUCUGGAUCAACAUGAAAGUGAAUCUGAUGGUUCAAACUCAGAAACUAGGGGAGGAAAUACACCAGUCUGAAUCCUUCCUGAUGCCAGCUUUCACAGGAGAAGAGGUGUGGUGUGUUUAUCAUCCUUAUUU
Gadus morhua (Atlantic cod) is the source of this 993-nucleotide messenger RNA. RefSeq lists its product as uncharacterized. The record is from RefSeq and is a predicted model, not a curated record. Bases 13 to 771 code for a protein of 252 amino acids. The transcript has 18 exons. Lineage: Eukaryota; Metazoa; Chordata; Actinopteri; Gadiformes; Gadidae.